Molecule: messenger RNA, 692 nt
Organism: Harpegnathos saltator (Jerdon's jumping ant)
Lineage: Eukaryota; Metazoa; Arthropoda; Insecta; Hymenoptera; Formicidae
Product: peptidyl-tRNA hydrolase 2, mitochondrial
Exons: 1
Coding region: 28-441 (137 amino acids)
Cellular component (GO): cytosol
Molecular function (GO): peptidyl-tRNA hydrolase activity
Source: RefSeq, a predicted model, not a curated record
GAUACAAAUAAUAGAUUUAUUUCAAAGAUGUGGUUAUUAGGGAGAUAUAUCAGAUCUUUAUUUUCUCCGACUUGGAAUGGAGAAAAUUGUAAAAUGGUAAUAAUAGUUCGAUCAGAUCUAUCUAUGGGGAAAGGCAAGGUUGGUGCUCAAUGUGCCCAUGCUGCGCUAGAGUGCUGCCGUCAGACUUUAAGUAACCAAAAGAGGCAAGAGAUGUUUCAUUCUUGGUUACAAGUUGGACAGCCUAAAAUUGUUCUUAAAGUACAAAAUGAAGAAGAAUUGUUAAAUCUAGCAGAUAAGGCUCAGCGUGCUGGUCUAAUUACCGCCAUAAUAAAAGAUGCUGGUAGGACUCAGUUGAGGUAUGGUACAGUUACAGUUGUUGGUAUAGGACCAGGAUCCACUGAGGUUAUUGAUAGCUUUACUUCAAAAUUAAGAUUAUUGUAAUGUUCAUUUAUGCAUCACAAUUGGAAUACUUUAUAAAUUCAAUUCUUCUUUAAUAUCAAAUGUUUGAACCAUGGUAAAAGAUUACAUAAUCAUUUUGACAAUAUCUGGAAAUAUAAAGAUUCUCCAGUGAGAUAAAUUCAAAAAUUUCUUCUCUUCAUAUAAGAUUAAAUUCUUGUAGUUAUUAUAAAGAUUGCAAUAUAUUUCAGGUGUAUUAAAUAUAAUCAAUCUAACAGACUGUAUAUAAUGUUGUG